AUGAACCCAAAGUCCCGCUCACGCUUUUCAAUUCGCCUAUACAACCAAGCACUAAAAACCUCGAUAACAAAUGUAACUCUUUCAUUACUUUUACUUUUACUUUCAAAACUCAUUUUUAAUAGGUGGACACAUUCUUCGCCGGAAUCGAAGGUUAUCGUGGAGCUCCGAAGAGUUUCCCCGAGAACAGUAUGGCCGGAUUCGCACAAGCAGAAGCGAUGUGCUGCAUGUGUGGCUGCUCAAAACGGUGACUACGUGGUACCUUGAAGCAGAUCUUCUGCUCACCAACAACAUGGACAUCUCACAGUGAGCAUUGAUUUGUCUAAAGUCACGAAAUACAUGUUUAUUCUUAUCAGAACCCUCGUCAUGGAUCAAAAAAGACGUGGAAUGCGUGUGGCCGUCUGGACUGUCAACGAUAUGGCCGAACUGCUGAGCUCGACAGAUGUAACAUUUCCGCCAACUUCAUCCGAACUGCUCCUGGGUAAGGUGGUGCCUCUAUUGGUUUUUACAUUUUCCAUGUUUUAGUAAUAGUAAAUAAUUUCGGCGUUCGAAAAAGCAACAUUUUUGGCAGUCCAACAUAG
Messenger RNA from Caenorhabditis sp. 36 PRJEB53466, 578 nucleotides. NCBI's taxonomy places the organism in Eukaryota, Metazoa, Nematoda, Chromadorea, Rhabditida, Rhabditidae. The record is from the annotation of a GenBank genome assembly.